Messenger RNA from Guillardia theta CCMP2712, 451 nucleotides. RefSeq lists its product as hypothetical. The transcript is spliced from 2 exons. The record is from RefSeq and is a predicted model, not a curated record. Bases 151 to 393 code for a protein of 80 amino acids. Lineage: Eukaryota; Cryptophyceae; Pyrenomonadales; Geminigeraceae.
CGCAGCUCAAGGAGAAGGCGCAGGGAGGAGCCGCCGCAGCCAAGAGCGCGCAUGGCAAGAAGUUCUUCGGGAAGAACGAAGGAGUUUGGACGCUUUGGAACCACUUUUUUUGAGCGUUUGGUGUUGAAAGCAAAGUGAUCUCUGGGGGACAUGUUGUCUCGGCUCCUGCUGUCUGUGUUGUCCGUCGAUCCAUCAGUUCCUCUCUUCGGAGAGAAGCCGUAUCCCUAUGGUGAGGGCGAGGUGGAAAGAGUGAAGUACCCUUGCACGUCUUUCGGCAAGGGAGGAAGUGAUCAAGGAUGUCCUGACUGCAUGAAUGAGCCGCCGACCGGAACUUGGUACUUCUACAUGGAUCCGACCUGGGAUUUUUCGGCGGACGAACCGAAGAAGCGUUGAAGAUUGAUUGUGACAGAAAUAAAAUUUUGAACUGCUAAAUGUGGUUCGAGACAUUUAC